GCAUUUACUGUUUUACUGCCAGGCCUUCCAAAACACUCCCACAGCAUGCGCUUUCCAACCGCUCAGAUUAUUCUGAAUCAUUUCACUUAAGGGCCCAGAUGCUACCUGUCUGUUGGCCUUUGCUGAGAGGGUGAUUAAGGCAGGCUGGUGUUGGAUAAAUGCGCCAUACUUCUGCCUGAACGGUGGCGUCUCUUUAUCUGUCAUCAUGUCGUGUGAACCUCGCCCCCAACGCACCCACUCUGCAGUCACCGCCUCCUUUGUUGCUGUUGUCACCGGUUGGGGAGCUUUUACUUCUUCAUCAGAGUUGUGUUUGCAUCAUGGAGAAGGAGCUUAGCCUGGUGUUCAUCUCUGACCAGCUGAAUUUGCCAAACCUAAGCGGAGAAGACACCAGGAUGGACGCCCAGGUGGGUUGCUGGCUUUAGAAGUCCCCGUUUGAUCGGUCAUGGUAAACCUCGGGAAAUCUUUGUGCCUCAGCAGACUUGUCUAAAAUGGUGGAUCUUACGGUCACAGACUGUGUUGCUCUAUCUGUUUACAUCUUCACCUUCCUCCUGGGCCUUCCUGCCAACCUGCUCGUCUUCUUCGUCUAUAUCCGCAAGGCUCGCAAACAUGGCGCCACGCCCAACGUCGUCUAUGCCCUUAACCUCUGUGUGGCCAACCUGGCGUUCAUGGUCUGGCUGCCCGUAAAGAUAUUAGAGACACUGCUAAAGGACUGGAUGCUGCCGCCACCCAUGUGCCCAAUUUACAGCUUCUUCCUCUACCUCUCGAUCUACGUCAGCUGCCUCUUCAUCACCGCUGUCACAGUCGGGCGCUACCUCAGCAUCGCCUUCCCCAUCGUCUACAAGAGAUACCGCCGGGCACGACUGUCAUGCUACAUUUGCGCCUCCUUGUGGUUGUUGGUGAUGGCACACCUUGGGAUUGGCCUGGUUGCUGAAGGCGACGCUUAUUUUGUUGUAGUGGAGAAUGACGUCUCCGCCUGUUACGACCAUUUCAACGCGACACAGCUGAAGGUCCUGCUUCCUCUUCGCUUGGAGAUGGCUGUUGUCUUGUUUAUAUUCCCUCUAAUUGUGACUUCCUUUUGCACGCUGCGAUGCGUCCUUCUGGUUUGGCGCUCAAAUUUGCCUUGUUUGGGGAAGAGGAGAGUCCUGGCGGUGGCGCUGUCCACGCUGGCUGUGUUUGUGAUCUGUUAUGCUCCCUACAAUGCCUCGCACAUCGUAGGGUUUGUUCAGCAUAAAAGUGUUGAAUGGAGGACAAUAGCGAUGCUGACCAGCUCCUGCAAUGUUUUCCUUGAGCCAGUGGUGAUGCUGAUGCUCUCCCCGGUCGUGUCCAGGGGCAUCCUGGGAAGAAUGUGCGGUCAGCAGAGUGACUUCAGGUGGAGCGAUGGGUCUCGACAUCAAGGAAAGCCUAUAAGUGGGUUUACAAAUAUCAAGGCACGACCUACAAUGUCUAAGAAGAUGCAGACAGAGGGUGAGGAGAAAAAGGAAAGCCAAGGAUGUAAUGGAGAACAAAAGAAGCCGACCAUCUUUCAUAUUCAGGUCUGAACCACCUCAGAUCUACAUGGUGGCUUUUAACUUUUACCCAAAUGAUUUGGUUGAAGAGAGACAGUAGAAGAUGUUGUACUGAGAGAAACCAAACAGUUCAUUCAUCCCCAGGAAACCGAGUAUCUCUAAAACUGUAUAAAAUUUAACAUUUCUCCAGCAGGAACCUUUUUCUAAGAAUCUUAAUUAUUAUUAUUAUUUUAAUUUUUUUUAACAAUGUCCUGUCUGGAAAUGUGGCAAUAAGAAUAAUUGUCUUGAUGCCAAAAAGAGCCCAACAGAUUUUGCUUUCACAAGUGGAUCAGUACGGCUAUCACCAUAGAGUUCCCCUUCGUUUAUGCAUAUAAAUUGCUUUAUUAUAAUUAUGCAGGGAGUUUUACGGAUUAUAUAGACACUGCAAUGUAAGUAGAACAGGAAAGGAAAAACAGGAAAAAUGAGAAAAUAUGAAAGAAA
Molecule: messenger RNA, 1985 nt
Organism: Cyprinodon tularosa
Lineage: Eukaryota; Metazoa; Chordata; Actinopteri; Cyprinodontiformes; Cyprinodontidae
Product: free fatty acid receptor 3
Exons: 1
Coding region: 489-1538 (349 amino acids)
Biological process (GO): positive regulation of insulin secretion; response to fatty acid; positive regulation of cytosolic calcium ion concentration
Cellular component (GO): plasma membrane
Molecular function (GO): bioactive lipid receptor activity
Source: RefSeq, a predicted model, not a curated record